UAAAUGUAAAAUGAAGCAAAUUGGUUUUGAGAAAUAAUUUUAUGGUUAAUUAACUCUCUCAUGACAGUGAUGUCAGCUGUAUUGUAAUAUCCCAGUGUCAGGUUUAAUUUGAUUCAAAAUGAAACAAAAUACUGUAAGUACUCUGCAGGUCAAGCCAUAUAUGGGGAAGAAAAAUCAUUAAUAUUUCAGAUCAACUUUUUAUCCAAAUUAUUUUGAAAGACCAUUGCCCCAAAAUACUAACUCUCAAUCUUCAGAGCUACAGAGUAUUUACUGUAAUUUCCCUUUUCUUUUAACAUUCCAAAAUCUGCAGAGUUUUGCUUUGCCAAUGACUUUGUUGUGAUUAGUUCAGGCAAACUGCAGAAUUGCUUAGACUUUAUUUCUAUAGUUGUGAGAAAGUUCAUGUCUUCUGUGUAUGCAAGUAGGGAAGUUCUGAACUUCCUCACUGCUGAUUGAAGCUGUCUAUCCGACAGCAGCCCGGCAGCAGGCUAUGACUUACUGCCAAUUUCCAACGGUUAUGCUGAGAAAUCAGCAGGUUCAAUGGCUUUAUUCAUUUCAAAAGAGACCAGAGGUUGUGAGGAAGUUGAAAUGCAAAUUGACUCAAAUUUAUUAAGUAUAGUUAAUUGAUUUAGUGGUUUUUAUAAUAUAAUAUUUAAUAGUACAUUCAAGGCAUUGCUAUGGUGUUCAUAAUUUGAAGGUGCUGUGUUAUAUAGGGCUUCACAAAAUCAUUUAGAUCCAGUUUUGUUGAGGAAGCUCUUGUGAGGCAUCUGCUCAUAGUAUGGACUUGUCCAUUAGAGUCCCGAAGAAGGGUCUCAAUGCAUAGCGUUAGCAACUCAUUCCCUCCAUAGAUGUUGCCUGACUUACUGAGUUCCUUCACCAUUUGGUGUGUGUUGCGCAAGAUUUCCAGCAUCUGCAGGAUCUCUAGUGUCUCCAGUAGAAGAAAGCCAUUGGCAAAUGCAGAAAGAAGGAUGGCAAGCACAGGUAAAGGGUGACUAGUUUCAGCUGUUUGCUGCUGCAGGAAUUCUGACUCAUUAGGUCAGUUGUGUCUCCAUGUGUCUGCUUAUAAUUGAGUUCAUACAAACCAGAGAUUCAUGGAUUUAUAGAUAUUAAGAAAAUAAAGAGAUUAGUGCAGGAAAGUAGCUUUAAGGUGGAAGGUCAGUCAUGACUUUAAAGAAUGGCAGAGCAGGAGGCCAGACAGCAUAUUCCUGCUCCUAAUGCUUACAUUCAUGUCUGUCUUUCCAAAAGUUAAUACUCAUUUCAAAACAGUUCUUGCAAUAGAAUUGUAUGAUGAGUUUUUAAUGCUUAUCAAAUGCACAUCUUAAGAGGUGGGGAAGUUGUAAUAUUUACAAGUGAGGUGCAAUCAUCUUCAAUUAUGUUUGCAUUCCUGGUUUUAAUAUGCCUGAUACAAUCAGUAAAACUUGCACCCCAAGGCCCUAAUAAGCAUCAUAUUGACAAAGCGCUUAUUGUAGAUGAUGACCUUGUUAAAAAUUUGUUCUUUUUUAACUUCCAUUAAUAUCACCAGAAGGAGUAUCAGUUGAACUAUGCUCCCUGCAUGUAAUAUCCACCCCCCCCACACAUUUUUCUUUUGACUUCUCAUGUCAACAACACUGAAAUGUGCAGAGAUUUUAAACACAACUCUGAAGGUCAUGGCUUCAUGAAGUUCAGACUCCAGAUUAUGAAAAUGGACAUAAACCCACGGAUGCUACCAUACCUUUCCAAUAUUUUUUCUCAAGUAUUUUUUCCUAAUUAUCAGUAUCUUCGGUCUCAGACAGCCAAGAAAAGGAUUUCCCUCCCUCCCCUUUGGCAAGCAAUGAUGCAGAAAAUAACGCCGUUCGUUUCCAAAGCAGUGAAGGUCAUGUCAUUUACUGCCAUUGGUUUUUUACUGAUCACUUUCACUGCCAAGCUGAGUUUUUGUGAGGAGCAUUUGCAAAAUCGCAGGAUGAUUGAUGUACAUUGGAGAGUAAAACGUGCCACUAACUGCACCACUGAGUUCAUAACGGAGAGUGAUACUAGCGAACCUGAUCUACCGGCAAGAUAUACAGCCGAGCAGCUGGAUGCCUGUUUGGAAAAGGAAGUGCUGUCUAAAAACCUUUCUGAACUGGGAAAUAUAGCUUUUAGUAGAACUCAGCUUCUUGUUCUGAAGAAAAAAUUAGAAGAUCUUUAUCCAGGUGGACUGCCACAAGAGCAGAUUCUACAUUUGGGAUUCAUUAUCACUGUGUAUGGAGCUGAGGAAAUUAGCACGUGGAAUAUAACAGAUCCGAAUACCCUUGCAUAUGUUAUUUCUAACAGUCCAAAUUUUAAUACGACAGUAGCAAUUCUCACAAAUUAUGUUCAGAAAAAAGGGAUACUGAAUACACCUGUGUUGAAUGCGAUCGAUGGUAACAUUUUGUGCGGUCUGAGUGAAGAGAUUCUUCAAAAAAUCCCUCCUGCUGAAUUAAAGAGAGCCAAACCAUUAAAUAUUUCUGCAUGCACUCAGCGAAAGAAGGAUAUAAUCUAUGGAAUUGCAAAAACCGCUUUCCAAGAUCAAGCUAAUAAUUUCAGUGCCUAUUAUCCUCUCAUCAAGCCAUAUAUCCCUGGCGCAAAAGUAACUGAUUUAAAGAGCCUGGCUGAUGGAAAUAUCAACAUGGACUAUGCAACCUUUAGCACACUCAAUCCAGAGGAAGUAGAAAAACUCUCUGCUAAUGAUAUCCGUAAACUACUUGGAAGAAAUCUAAAUGACCUUAAAACAAAUGAACAAGAUUUAAUAGUGAUGCGAUGGAUUUAUACACACUCACCUGAAGAUGUGGAAAGUCUCGGAAUUGGUCUACAGAGAGUUCCAUCACUAGCUGGAAUUGGAAAUAUAGUUUUUUCCAAAGAGCCUGAUUCCAAUUCUGCUUCAAGCAACAGCUACAGCAUCCUGAUCUCCUUUUGCAUAACUGUGAUAAGCAUUACAAUACAGUCCAUUUUAUAAACUGGGAUUCAACCCACUUCUGCUUUUUAACUGAUAAGUGGAGAGAAUCAGAACUCACUGAAGGAUUUAAAUGAAGGUUUAGAAAUCUCAGAAUGAAUAGUGUGGUGUUUGCCUAUAACAAUCCACUGUGGAUUUGCUUGAAACCAACUUUUAUGACAAUGCUUUGAAUAUGAAGCAGAAGAUAAAGAUUCGGGAUUAAUAUAUAAAACAAAUCUUUUUCAUGUAGUAAAUUACAAUAACCUGAAAUUCAUGGCCCAUUGGAUGGUGAAAGCAAAUUGAGUUAUUGCGCUCAAUAACAUAUGGAUAGAUAUUUGCCUAAAUGAGUGACUAGAUAUUUCACAGAGACUACCUCACACUAAAUGGGCUGAAUAGUUUACUAGUAUGCAUUCCAUGAAUUCUAUCAUUCUUUGAUGAGAUUAGGGGGAACAAUGGAUUGUAACUAAAUCGACAAUUAUAUGAAAACAACCAGUAAAAUAUUUUACUUUCCAGAUUUUCAUUCAUGUUCUGUUCUCACAAUCCUUAGAAGAAGAUUAUUUCAGGAUAUUGCUAUCUCCUACAUUUAUCUUUGAAGACUCUAUCUGGGCACAUAUACUGAACACAUGCAUUGUAAAGUUAAGGCAUCACUAUCAAUUCUGUUCAAACCAUACUUGUUCAGCAACAAAGAAUCUCAAUUGGCAUUGUUGAUCAUGAGUACAAAUUCUAUUAGAUCUUAUUAAAUGUAAUAUUAUUAAAGCCGUUCGUAGUGCAGAACUGGAUGUCUCCGUUAAUUUAGUUCAACUCAGUGUUUAUGGGAUUACGAUAUCAAGUUGUCUCAGUGGCUUGUAAUUGAAAAGGGGAGAAAGAGCGUUAAGAGUUAUCACUCCAAAUCAUUAUCCAAGUUAUCCACUUGGAAAAUAUAAAUUUUAGACCAGCUUUGGGCUAAGGCAUUUGCCAUUACUGACUGGAACAAACUUAAAACAAUCUUGUUACAACUGAUUACAAUUAAAAGUGAAAGUAGGAAAAGGCAAAGACCACUUUUCUGUCUGCUUUGUAUUCUGGCCACAGUUGAGAAUGAAACAUAAAAUGUUGUCUAAGAUUAUUGUAUUUACUCUCUAUAUUGAAUUUACCACUCUGUGGAGUUUGUUGAGUAUAUUUGUUGUUGCAUUAUCUUUCAGCUAUUUAUUUUUUGGCUAGUAUACCUACUUAUUAAUUCUAUGUAAUUAUUAUGUAAAGAAUGUAUAUUUUUAUUUACAAUUAAAGCAAAGUGAACCAUG
Messenger RNA from Mobula hypostoma (lesser devil ray), 4200 nucleotides. RefSeq names its product mesothelin a (gene mslna). Gene Ontology annotation, biological process: cell-matrix adhesion. Bases 1610 to 2947 code for a protein of 445 amino acids. NCBI's taxonomy places the organism in Eukaryota, Metazoa, Chordata, Chondrichthyes, Myliobatiformes, Myliobatidae. Gene Ontology annotation, cellular component: cell surface. The record is from RefSeq and is a predicted model, not a curated record. The transcript has 11 exons.